Molecule: messenger RNA, 883 nt
Organism: Dermacentor andersoni
Lineage: Eukaryota; Metazoa; Arthropoda; Arachnida; Ixodida; Ixodidae
Source: RefSeq, a predicted model, not a curated record
GGGCAGUAGAAUUUGUGGCGGCAUCGGGUGCGGGGUGUUGUUGUAAGCGUGUACUGCGUUUCGUUAGGAACCCGGGCACAAAGCUGUUCAAAAAUGUCUGGUCGCGGACAGUUGUUCAUCGGCCGCUUGCCGUUGGACACCAGAGAAAGGGACGUGGAGCAAGUAUUUGAACGGUACGGUCGUCUUCUUCGGUGCGACGUCAAGUACGGCACCGGCAUGGCUUAUGCCUUUGUGGAUUACGAGGACCACCGAGACGCCGAGGACGCAGUCAAGUACGAGAACGGCCGGGAGAUCCGGGGCCAGAGCGUGGUGGUGGAGUGGGCCCGUGGGCCCUCCUUCCGGCCAUCAGCUGGCAAGCAAACUAGGCAGACACCAGACAGACCUCGGGACCGUAUGGGCUAUCAGAGCUUUGAUGAGUGCUACCGCUGCCGUCGGACUGGCCACUGGGCCCGUGACUGCCCAGAGCUGGACCACGAGAGAGCCCGCUACUACGGAGGAGGAGGUGGAGGAGGAGGACGCAGGAGCCGCAGCCGUAGUCGCAGCCGCAGCAGGAGUCGGAGUGGGCACAGGUCAUAUCGCGCCCGCGGUCGCCGCUCCCGAUCAAGGUCGUCGAGCCGCCGCCGCAGUUGGACUCGCACACCUUCGCCACGUGACAGCCGGAUGAGGGCGAAGUAAGCUACGCGACGCCAUAAAUGAGCACCGCUCUCGUCGGGAUGUCUCGGAAAAUGGUGGCCGCCGCAGUCCUAGCCCUGUCCGUCGAGGCAGCCGGAGCCAGUCACGCUGAUGUCUCUCCUCUGCGUGCAGUCGUCAUUGUCUUGUGUCUGCGGCAACAGUUCGAGUCUGGCUGUUGCAGCAAUAAAGUGUGUUGUGUUUGUUUGUGAAA